AUGGGCCUGGCCUUCGAGACGGACGUCCCUCGAGGAGACCCGAUUCGGGAGAGAGCCGCUUAUGACCCGUUCCACCGUGCCGACUCUGACAGUGAGGACGGCGUGCCUUGUGUGCCUCGAUUGGGUGAUGCUCGAGAGGACGAUGGUGAUGAUGCUACGGAGGAUGGGAGUGACGAUGGUAGCCGGGAUGAUGGUAGAGGCACGGGAGACCCUGCCGAAACUGAAGAAUGGAUUCGUGCUAUGGAACGAAUCUUUCGAUUUUUGAGAUGCAACGACGCAGAACGUCUUAUGUGCGUGUCUUACCAGUUGAAAGGAACCGCCGACUAUUGGUGGGAAGCAAAGCAGAAAACUAUGGCCCCGGAGCAGUUAGAUGAACUCACUUGGGAGCUUUUUAAGACUGCUAUGUGUGAAAAGUUCAUACCCAGAAGCUAUAGGAAAAAGAAAGAAAUGGAAUUUACCACUUUGAAGCAAGGGAAUAAAAUUGUAGUGGAGUACGAUCGACUAUUCUGCGAUCUGGCCCGCUAUGCACCGUAUAGGGUGGAUACGGAUGAGAAGAUGUCCGAGUUGUUUUGCGCCGGACUGCGACAAGAGAUAAGAGUUGUAUUGGCAAGUCAAACGGCACUUUCCUAUGCCGAGGCCUUGAACAGAGCUCUAGAUAUGGAGCUAGCAAUGCAACCAGAGAAAGCAACACACGCACUAACGCCUCCAUCAGCUCAAUAUACGCAAGUAUCAAACACUCCCUACUCUAACCAAGGACAGAAAGGAAAACGCAAAUGA
Molecule: messenger RNA, 777 nt
Organism: Salvia miltiorrhiza (redroot sage)
Lineage: Eukaryota; Viridiplantae; Streptophyta; Magnoliopsida; Lamiales; Lamiaceae
Exons: 2
Coding region: 1-777 (258 amino acids)
Source: RefSeq, a predicted model, not a curated record